AUGCACAAGCGACACGAAGACUACCAGAUCGGUAUAAUCUGUCCUUUGCCAGUGGAACAUGUGGCGAUGCAAGUCUUCCUUGAUGAAAAACACGACAUGCUUCCAGUAGCCGAGCGAGACCAAGCCAAUUACACUUUGGGCUCUAUGAGUGGACAUGAUGUCGUUCUAGCUACUCUACCCAUGGGAAUGUUUGGUGCUGUUUCGGCCGCGGUCACAGCACGAGAUAUGAUCUGGUCCUUCUCCGGUAUCAAGUUCUGUCUUCUGGUUGGUAUCGGGGCUGGAUUACCUUCUGGAUCCCACGACAUUCGUCUUGGUGAUGUUGUUGUCAGCAGUCCUGUAGGGGUACACGGAGGCGUGGUUCAAAUUGACAUGGGAAAGCAACUAUCUGAUGGCACUUUCCAGCGCAUGGGAUCACUGAACCGACCACCAUCGGCAUUGUUGCAGGCCGUUAUGAGACUCCGCUCGGAACAUGAACUCAGAGAUUCAGACUUCAGCCAAGACAUCUCAAGAAUCUUAGAGACGCACCCUCGGAUGAGGAAGCGGUAUGAAUGUCCUGGACAGGAUCACGAUCUACUCUUCCAGGCACACUACCAACAUGCUCAGCUCGGACAAAGCUGCUCUUAUUGUGAUAUGUCGAGACUGGUCCAAAGACCAGAACGCCAUGAACACGGUCCAGAGGUUCACUAUGGCUUGAUAGCUACUAGCAAUCAUGUCUUGAAGGACGCGAUUGCGCGCGAUCAUCUUAUCAGAGAGCUAAACGCUCUUUGUCUCGAGAUGGAAGCAUCAGGUUUGAUGAAUACAUUGCCCUGUCUGGUGAUCAAAGGUAUUGCCGACUAUGCCGAUUCGCACAAAGACAGUGAUUGGCAGGGCUAUGCGGCUCUUGCAGCCUCCGCGUAUACCAAGCAAUUACUCUCAGUUGUACCUGCGACCAUGAACAGAGUCACUGCAGCAGCAGCUUCUCUUGAUCUAGAUCUGUCCAGACUACAUCACUUCGAGUCAGACAUCGAUGAUCGAGCGAGCUUGAGUUCGGAUACUUUGGUCGGCACAUCACAGACGGGUGAUCUGGAUAUACGGGUUUCUGCUGCAAAGAUGGUUGCGCAGGCAUUGCGAUCCUUGUUCCAUCGGUGCAGAUCGCGCAUCGCCACGAAUGUUACAGAAAUGAUCUGCGACCAGGAGAGCUUGCUUGAAGCUGACCAGGUUAAAUUCACUUCUGUUUCCGAUGGACGUCUGAUGCGCUUACUCAAAGAUCGCUUCUCUGCUACCAGUGUGGCAAACACUGUUUCGGACAUAGCGCAAUUGGAAGAGAUACCAACCAUGGAUCUUGAAGAGGUGGAUGUGGAGACUGAAGAACCUUCAGACACUACUUUGACAGACUUGACCGAAGUGGAACAGAUUCUCUGCCAUGGAUCAGGAUUCGAAGACAUGCUCGGUAAGCUGGAGGAACUGCUCCUACCUCCAGUUCAUGUAUUACUGGAGGGAGUUCUUGGAAAACAACUAGCCGGGAAGCAAGGAGAUUCAACGAUCACAUGCGUGGUCGAGUGGGAACUGCUCCAACUUGUUGGCACCGAGGACCUAUCUGCGGACGACAUAGACCGUCUUUUCACAUUGAGCGGUGACUUCAAACACGCACACGCUGAUCUUUUGGCUAGCUGCGCAAUCUGGGACACAAGCAAGGACUUGCUUGAAGCUGUCAAAACCUGUAUAGCUACGGCUUGGGACAGGGGAUUUGACCCUUUGUUCCCGGCGAACAAGGAAGUCGAAAAAGAGUAUGCAGUCGUGGACAUCACAGGGUCAGCUACCUAUAUCAACAUGAUUGUCAAGCAGCUUGCUUGGUUAACGGCAACUCUCAGAGUACCGCAUGAGGGAAUGCUGACGGUCAGCUACAUCAAUUUUCAGCCUCACAGAAGAGAGACAGGCGAAAUGAUAGAGGGAGUCUUCCGAAUGAGCCUCUGGGACCGAGAGCAGUCGCCUCGACCAUCCGAUGGCCCAGGACAAUGUUGGACCCAAUUGUUUGCUCAGAGCGUCUUAGCUUACGGAUUCACGUCUUCUGCAAAAGAUCGACCCGAGAGCAUGCGAGGACUCGAAUUGCCUUUUGAAAUCAUGGCUACCUUUGCCGGUAUCCGAUUUCCCCUUUGGCUCGGAGAUAGACGCGCUUUUGCGAGUGAGACACACGUCCUUGUCCCAGAGGAGCUUUCUGGCGCCUCAAUCCAGUGGCAUUACGAUACUAUCGAGAACGCUCUGCAGCACGUUACAAGAUCAUUCAAGCUCCAAACACCAGAUCCUGGGACUAUCAAUAUAUCAGACCCUUGUAAUUAUCGAGCGUUCUUAGGUUACAGCAAGUUCUCAGAAGUUGUCAUGGGUACAGCAGAAUUCCGCGAUGCCAGAGUGAAUACAUGCAAGGUCCCUCGUACGGGAAAUCAUCUGACUCUCAAGGAAGAAGGUCCACUCAGCGCAGGUAUGAGCGCAAAAGGUCACUUUAAUCUCACUAUGGGUACUAGCUGGAAAUUCAAGAAAGGCGAACAAGCUCAGAUCGAAGGCUCGACCCUUUCCCUGGACGAACUCUUGAAGCGUGCAGCAAAAGCCCCUGCCUUGCUCUACGAUGACGAAAGUUGUACCGCGUUUCUUUUCUCGGAGCUGAGCAUUGUCAUACAAAUGACAGCGACUCAUUUGCAAGACAACUCCAAGUUGGCAGCUCCUAGGAUACCGCGUGCAAUCAGGUCAUCCGAUGGAGGCAAUGCGGCCUAUGAAGCCAUCAAGGCAGCAAAGGACCUUGAAGUACACUUUGGAAUGGGUGGACCGAAGAAAUAUCCAGACAUUGUGAAGGAGUUUCUCGAACAGCUUGAGCAAAGAAAGAAACAAAAGCAAGCCAAUCAGAGCUUCUGUGAGAUUUCAUUGAAGAAAGGCCUUAGAGGUUGGAGCUAUGCGGACAUACAAGAAAAACGGUUCGAGUUUUGGGAACGCGAGCUUCCGACAGACCUGUUCCACUCCCGACCUAUCUGGUGGCAGCUGUUCGGAGAGUCAAAUGUAACCAUUCUCUUUGGCAGAGGUAUGCCACAGCCAAUCCGCAUCCUUCGCGACCACACAAGGUCCUCUUGUACGUCGUGGGAUACCAUCCCGGCAGGUCAGCAUCUACUAUUGGCAAACGUGCGGGAUCUUGAGCGACUCAAGAGCGAGGUCUGUGACCCUGCGAAGAGGAACCUCACCCGGUUCAUGUUGACUACUGACUUGGCUUGGGCUCGACCCGCAGAUUCCAGACUGUUCGACGCCGACUGCAGACUAGGUGGACAUUGCAGUCCGCUGCAGACAAUGCGUAAUCCCAAGACCUUGUGGUGGCAAGAAAAGACGGCGCAUUGGCUCAAACCAGCAGACUUUCUUCCACAUCCAGGACCGCUCGAACCCGAAGGUUGUGUGUUAUUUGCGGAUGAUCCUAGCGCAAUCGAGAAACGCCCAUGUCGACUUGCCAGACCAGAUCACCAUACUCCCAAGCUCAAGCUGCAUCUCGUUGCUGGCGCCAUCUUGAUACCACUGCUCGCAUUUGUGAUAUGCAACUUUAUCGCGACGCAUCACAGCAUUUUGCUGUAUCCAUCAACUAUGUAA
Messenger RNA from Aureobasidium uvarum, 3597 nucleotides. The record is from the annotation of a GenBank genome assembly. NCBI's taxonomy places the organism in Eukaryota, Fungi, Ascomycota, Dothideomycetes, Dothideales, Saccotheciaceae.